Messenger RNA from Acanthisitta chloris (rifleman), 3736 nucleotides. RefSeq names its product EPH receptor A4 (gene EPHA4). Lineage: Eukaryota; Metazoa; Chordata; Aves; Passeriformes; Acanthisittidae. The transcript has 17 exons. Gene Ontology annotation, biological process: protein phosphorylation; cell surface receptor protein tyrosine kinase signaling pathway; axon guidance. The coding region runs from base 83 to 2866 and encodes 927 amino acids. Gene Ontology annotation, cellular component: neuron projection; plasma membrane. Gene Ontology annotation, molecular function: transmembrane-ephrin receptor activity; protein binding; ATP binding. The record is from RefSeq and is a predicted model, not a curated record.
CUUACUGGAUUCCAGAUCGGUUCAGGGAGAGCUGGGGUGGAUAGCAAGUCCCCUGGAAGGAGGGUGGGAGGAAGUGAGCAUUAUGGAUGAGAAGAACACUCCGAUCCGCACAUACCAAGUCUGCAAUGUGAUGGAGCCCAGUCAGAACAAUUGGUUACGAACUGAUUGGAUUCCCCGUGAGGGGGCUCAGAGGGUAUAUAUUGAAAUCAAGUUCACGCUAAGGGACUGCAACAGCCUGCCGGGUGUCAUGGGAACUUGCAAAGAGACUUUCAACCUUUAUUACUAUGAGUCAAACAAUGAUAAGGAGCGUUUUAUUCGAGAGAGCCAGUUUGCCAAGAUCGACACCAUUGCUGCUGACGAGAGCUUUACCCAGGUGGACAUUGGUGACAGGAUCAUGAAGCUGAACACAGAGAUACGGGAUGUGGGACCACUCAGCAAGAAGGGGUUUUAUUUGGCUUUUCAGGAUGUCGGUGCCUGCAUUGCUUUAGUCUCUGUUCGUGUCUUCUACAAGAAGUGUCCGUUGACCGUUCGGAACCUGGCACAGUUUCCAGACACCAUUACUGGGGCUGAUACAUCCUCUCUGGUGGAGGUUCGUGGCUCCUGUGUCAACAACUCGGAAGAGAAGGAUGUGCCAAAAAUGUACUGUGGGGCAGAUGGCGAAUGGCUGGUGCCCAUUGGCAACUGUCUGUGCAACGCUGGCUAUGAAGAACGCAAUGGUGAAUGCCAAGCUUGCAAAAUCGGAUACUACAAGGCUCUCUCGACAGAUGUUGCUUGUGCCAAAUGCCCCCCUCACAGCUACUCCAUCUGGGAAGGCUCUACCUCCUGCACCUGCGAUCGGGGCUUUUUCCGAGCUGAAAAUGAUGCUGCCUCCAUGCCCUGCACUCGCCCUCCAUCUGCUCCCCAGAACCUGAUUUCCAAUGUCAAUGAGACAUCAGUGAACUUGGAGUGGAGCCCCCCGCAGAACAAAGGUGGUCGGGAUGACAUCUCCUACAACGUGGUGUGCAAGAGAUGCGGUGCCGGCGACCUCAGCCGCUGCCGGUCCUGCGGCAGCGGUGUGCACUUCAGCCCCCAGCAGAACGGCUUGAGAACCACCAAAGUCUCCAUUACUGACCUCCUGGCACACACCAACUACACCUUUGAAGUCUGGGCAGUGAAUGGAGUGUCCAAGCAAAACCCCAGCCAGGACCAAGCUGUGUCAGUCACUGUGACAACUAACCAAGCAGCUCCGUCCCCAAUUGCAUUGAUCCAGGCUAAAGAGAUAACAAGGCACAGUGUUGCCUUAGCUUGGCUGGAACCUGACAGGCCAAACGGAGUCAUCCUGGAGUAUGAAGUCAAGUACUAUGAAAAGGACCAAAACGAGCGCAGCUAUCGCAUUGUGAAGACAGCCUCGAGGAAUACUGACAUCAAAGGCUUGAACCCUCUCACUUCCUAUGUGUUUCAUGUGAGGGCCAGGACAGCAGCAGGAUAUGGAGACUUCAGUGGACCAUUUGAGUUCACAACUAACACAGUUCCUUCCCCCAUCAUUGGCGAUGGUACCAAUCCCACGGUGCUUCUUGUUUCAGUGGCUGGCAGUGUUGUUCUUGUGGUCAUUCUCAUUGCAGCCUUUGUCAUCAGCAGGAGGCGCAGUAAGUACAGUAAAGCUAAGCAAGAGGCAGAUGAGGAGAAACAUUUAAACCAAGGUGUUAGAACAUAUGUGGAUCCUUUUACAUACGAGGAUCCAAACCAAGCUGUGAGGGAAUUUGCCAAAGAAAUUGAUGCCUCCUGCAUAAAGAUUGAAAAAGUUAUUGGUGUGGGGGAGUUUGGUGAAGUAUGCAGUGGACGUCUCAAAGUACCAGGAAAAAGAGAGAUCUGUGUUGCUAUCAAGACUCUAAAAGCUGGUUACACUGAUAAACAAAGGCGAGACUUCCUGAGUGAGGCCAGCAUCAUGGGACAAUUCGACCACCCCAAUAUCAUCCACUUGGAAGGUGUAGUGACUAAAUGUAAACCGGUAAUGAUCAUAACUGAGUACAUGGAGAAUGGCUCCUUGGAUGCCUUCCUCAGGAAGAAUGAUGGCAGAUUUACAGUCAUCCAGUUGGUGGGGAUGCUUCGUGGCAUUGGCUCAGGAAUGAAGUAUCUCUCUGACAUGAGCUAUGUGCAUCGGGAUCUUGCUGCUCGCAACAUAUUAGUCAACAGCAACUUGGUCUGCAAAGUGUCUGAUUUUGGCAUGUCGCGGGUCCUGGAAGAUGACCCUGAAGCAGCUUAUACCACACGGGGUGGGAAGAUCCCCAUCAGGUGGACUGCACCAGAGGCAAUUGCCUACCGUAAAUUUACGUCAGCUAGUGAUGUGUGGAGCUAUGGCAUCGUCAUGUGGGAAGUGAUGUCCUACGGAGAAAGACCUUACUGGGAUAUGUCCAAUCAAGAUGUUAUUAAAGCCAUUGAAGAAGGGUACAGGCUGCCACCCCCAAUGGACUGCCCCAUUGCUCUCCAUCAGCUGAUGUUAGACUGCUGGCAGAAGGAACGCAGCGACAGGCCUAAAUUUGGACAGAUUGUCAACAUGCUGGACAAACUCAUCCGCAACCCCAACAGCCUGAAGAGGACAGGCAGCGAGAGCUCCAGACCUAGCACAGCCCUGCUGGAUCCCAGCUCCCCUGAGUUCUCGGCGGUUGUUUCUGUCGGUGACUGGCUCCAAGCCAUGAAAAUGGAGCGAUACAAGGAUAACUUCACAGCUGCUGGCUAUACCACCCUAGAGGCUGUGGUGCAUAUGAACCAGGACGACCUGGCGAGGAUCGGGAUCACGGCCAUCGCGCACCAGAACAAGAUCUUGAGCAGUGUUCAAGCGAUGCGCACCCAAAUGCAACAGAUGCACGGCAGGAUGGUUCCCGUCUGAGCCAGCACUGAAUAUAAACUCAAAACUCUUGAAAUUAGUUUACCUCAUCCAUGCACUUUAAUUGAAGAACUGCACUUUUUUUACUUCGUCUCCUCGCCCGUCGAAAUAAAGAUCUGCAGCAUUGCUUGAUGUACAGAUUGUGGAAACCGAGCGUGUGUUUUGGGAGGGGCCUCCAGAAAUGACAAGCAGUCAUUUUAAACCAGACCUGGAACAAAUUGUUUCUUGGAACAUACUUCUCUGUUGAUCGACGAUAUGUAAAAUACAUGUAUCUAUAUAAAUAUAAAGUCACAUUCGAGUUUUGAUGCUAUGUUUGCUGCCAGAUACUGUGCUUAAAAAACAACAGCAUUACUUUCCUUCUCCCUGUGACCUGUAGGAUUACAACCAUAGUGUUUUAUUUGUGGGUGAAACCACCGUUGUGCAUCUUUCACUGGAAUGAAGAACCUGCCCUAGGAUGUUUUUGGCAGACUUCAUGCAUCACUAACGCCUUGCAGAAACCUCAGUGAGAAUAUUGUUUGGCUAAUCAGUGCCUGCUGAUUAGUGAUCUACCCAUUUACAGGCUUGAGACAUGAAGUGGCCCACCUUGUGGAUUACUGGGCAAAACUGGACUUCUGGGGAGAUUAUUGGCUGUUGUUGUGCCGUGCUGAAGCCUAACGCUGAAAGACAUUUUGAGAACAUCUUGCCAGUAUUCAGCUGUGACAAUCGUGGCUGUGGAGCUUUCAGACUUCUUUUCCCUUUCAAGAAAUGAUUCCCUUCGCCUCAUGGAAGGUCAGUGGAAGGAAAUGGAUUUUGCUUUCACGGCCUCAUAGCCUAUCCCGUUGAUCAUAUUGACCAUGGAGGAACAUAGACUACACAUGAAGCCUUCUGGAUCCA